AUGGACACACUACGUCUCCAUCUCUCCUCAUAUUCAUCGUCAUAUUUUUCCAACGCCCUGCUCGCCGGCCUCGUGCUCAUCCCCAUCAUCGUGGUCUUGACUUCCCCCCAGCUACGCAAAUGGCAGUCGAAUCUCAGCCUACUCCGGUUCGGCCACAGGCAAAGAACAGUCACUGAAGUCACCGCGCUGCGGGUCUAUCCCAUCAAAUCCUGCCGCGGCUUCCAGGUCAGCAGGACGACGCUGCGCCUGCAAGGGCUGGACCUGGACCGGCGGUGGAUGUUCGUCGACGCCCGCACGCGCGAGUUCCUCACCAUCCGGCAGAUCCCGCAGAUGACGCUCAUCGGCACAGCGCUCAGCGACGACGGGGAGUCGCUGCUGAUCAGCGUGUCCGGCAAGACGGUCAGCAUCCCCGCGCAUCCCAGCGACGAGUGGCUAGCGGCCAACACGACCCUGGCCAGCGUCAAGAUCUGGGACCUCGAGACGGACGGGUACCUGUACGGGCGCGACGUGAACGAGCCGUUCUCAGCCUUCCUGCAAAAGGACGUCUGCCUGGUGUACAAAGGGCCGACACCGCGCGUGCUGCGCGGCAACGGAGACCCGCGCGUGCUGGGCCGCACGCAGACGACCUUCUUCCCGGACGUGCACCCGGUGCUCAUUGCGUCGGAGGCGUCGAUGGCGGAGCUGAACGCGCGCCUGGCCAAGAAGGGCGUCGACCCGAUCACCAUCGAGCGGUUCCGGCCCAACAUCGUCGUCAAGGGGACCGUCCCCUGGGCAGAGGACACGUGGAAGUUGGUGCGAAUCAGCCAGACGUCUACGUCUACGUCUCCGGAGAAGGAGCAGAAGCAAGAGAAGAAACCGCUAGACAUCGACAUCAUCGCCCGCUGCACCCGCUGCCAGGUCCCCAACGUCGACCCGUCCACGGCAAACAAACACCAGUCGGAGCCCUGGGACACGCUCAUGUCGUACCGCCGCGUCGACGAGGGCAUGAAGUACAAGCCGUGCUUCGGCAUGCUGAGCGCGCCGCGGAACGAGGGCGAGAUCGAGGUCGGGAUGAAGCUGGAGGUGUUGGCGGAGACGAAGCAGCAUCGCGAUGGCUUUUGCUCUAUUGAUGAUGAUGAUGAUGACGGUGUUGAUAAUGAUUGA
Messenger RNA from Rasamsonia emersonii CBS 393.64, 1143 nucleotides. Its product is annotated as MOSC domain protein. The record is from RefSeq and is a predicted model, not a curated record. Lineage: Eukaryota; Fungi; Ascomycota; Eurotiomycetes; Eurotiales; Trichocomaceae. Gene Ontology annotation, molecular function: molybdenum ion binding; catalytic activity; pyridoxal phosphate binding. The coding region runs from base 1 to 1143 and encodes 380 amino acids. The transcript has 2 exons.